CCGCUCUCCAUACUAAAUAGGAAACUGGACGUGAUGUGGAAUUAGAGCCUACCCAGCUGAAGCCACCCAACACUUACUACAAAUAUAGCCGCGAUGCGUAGGCCACAAAAUGGCUCCACUCACUUUUCCCAAUGAAAAGCAAAUGGAUUUAGCAGUUUUAUCCCGAUGCGGGUGUCCUUCCUCUCUGUAAAGUCGUAAGUACCUUGAGGUGGGAGGAGUAAAUUCAGCCUGACACUGAGAGCGCUUUUGUUGAAACAGGAGAGACUUGCGGUGUCCCUACUUAAAUAUGACACAUGACGAUGGACAGGCCGCCCGCCCCGCCGCCCCCCAGUGACCCCCGCGAUGCCCGCCCCCCCCGGCGGCACGACUCGGAAGCGGAGACCACGAGCGAGCCGGAGAGCAGCCGCGGGGGCAUGGAGGCGCCGGCGGACCCCCAGCUGCUGCUCAACGGGGCGUCCAAGGAGGCGGGCCGGCCCUCCCCCGGGCCCCCCGCCGCCCCCGUGCCCGUCAUCGAGCUGGUGCGCCGGGGGGGCUCCCUGGACAUAAAAAGCCGGGAGGCGGCGGGGGAGGCGAUGCAGAGAGCGCCGGGCGCCGAGCCGUGCCGCGCCGCUGAGGCCGCCUGCGAGGCCCGCAUGGUGCAGCUGAGCCCCCCCGCGCUCCCGCUGCAGCCCCCCGGCAGGGCCAUGCUCUACAACCUGGGCCAGCCGCUGGCCACCAUCAACAGCGGGUUUUUCGGCGAGCCCGACACCUUCUCCAUGUACGGCAGCAACCGGGUGAAGAGGAGACCCUCUCCCUACGAGAUGGAGAUCACCGACGGUCCUCAUACGAAAGUGGUUCGUCGCAUUUUUACCAAUAGCCGGGAGAGGUGGAGACAGCAGAAUGUCAACGGAGCCUUUGCAGAGCUUCGCAAGCUCAUCCCCACCCACCCGCCUGACAAAAAACUGAGCAAGAAUGAGAUUUUGCGCCUGGCUAUGAAAUACAUCAACUUCCUGGCCAAGCUGCUCAAUGACCAGGAGGAAGAAGGAAACCAAAGGGGCAAAGUGAACAAAGACUCUGGGAUAGUCCAGGAAGACCUCCUGCAGGACAUGUUGUCUCCUAACUCUAGCUGUGGAAGUUCUUUAGACGGAGCGGCGAGCCCGGACAGCUUCACGGAAGAGCACGAAACACUAGAUUCGAAGCACACGCGGAGCCUGCACCAUGCCAUUCUCCCCGUAGAAGGCAACGCGCAGCGGUGAUGACCUUCGGCGUCGCUCCCGAAGCACCGAGGGGGGAGGCGAGACCCGAGCAUGUGGAUGCUGGAACUUGUGCCCAUGGGAUUUGUGACUCUGCCUUUCUGCGGGGGCUCGGGCUCCCUGUCUUCCCCAGCCCAGGACGGAGCGGCUGGCACGUUGGCUGAGGACAAGACCAAACCAGAUGGACAUUCGGUAUUUAGGUACGUGAUCGUACAAAGAAGAAAAGCAUUGAAGUCAUCUUCAUUGUACAUACUGCUCAUGAUGUGACUCUGCGGAGAGGAAGGAGAUGCGGCCAGCCACCUCUUCAGUGUUUCGAGGGUUUUCACACCGUUCGACCACCAUCGCUUUUUAAACAGCUGCCUGGUUGAAAUGUGAAACUCCUCUUUCACUGCUGGUGGAGGCCAUGGAGGCCACCGACGCUUUCCAGCUCCACGUGGUGCUGGAGACUGCUGAAACCCACCAGCGCUGCAGCAUUUCUCCAGCCUGUGGCAUAUACAACGGGUCUGAGCAGGAGCUGGGGCCACGUGUUCCUGUUGUCUGAGAGCUUUUGACUGUAUCUUUUUAAAGAGGUGAAAAAAACACCCUCAGCAAAAGAACUAUUAAAAGCAUUAAGACUA
Falco peregrinus (peregrine falcon) is the source of this 1849-nucleotide messenger RNA. RefSeq names its product TAL bHLH transcription factor 1, erythroid differentiation factor (gene TAL1). The transcript is spliced from 5 exons. The coding region runs from base 294 to 1235 and encodes 313 amino acids. Lineage: Eukaryota; Metazoa; Chordata; Aves; Falconiformes; Falconidae. Gene Ontology annotation, molecular function: DNA-binding transcription factor activity, RNA polymerase II-specific; protein dimerization activity; RNA polymerase II cis-regulatory region sequence-specific DNA binding. The record is from RefSeq and is a predicted model, not a curated record. Gene Ontology annotation, biological process: regulation of transcription by RNA polymerase II.